UGCUGGCAUUUACACUACGUUCUUCUUCUUCUUCUUCUUCUUUACUCCCAAGCCAAUAUCACAGAAAGGCUGUAAUUGUCCCUAUAUUUUUCUUUGCACCAACUAGUAUAUACCGAUAGCAAUUUUGUGAGUGUUUCUGGUAUUAAACAUUAAGCUGGAAGCUGUAAAAUAAGAGGAAUGGGCCAGGCAUUUCGUCGAGCAUCUGGCAGAAUACGAGCCACCGACCCAUCGCCGACUGCCAAGAGCGUACGGGAACGCAGGCCUCCCGUGGGCACCACCGAAAAGGUGAAUAUCUCAAGGAGAACCGCCCAAUAUAACAAUCAGGACAGUCUUGAUUCUGAUGGUGCUCCGAGAGUUAACGCUGACAAUGUCCUUGAAGAACGAGAUCCUCAAUUUGAUGCAAUGCUUAGUCAAAUGGUGGGUAGAAUUAGAUCAAAGCCUGGAGGGAAACUUCAGAUCGGUGAGGCAGCAGUGGUAGAAAGGUAUAAUAGGCCUAUGCCAAAGCUGCGGAACACAAAACCUGAUUCUGGCAGGUAUGAAGAAAGACCUGCUCCUCAAGGAACUUUGAAUGUGGCACAGCUGCGCCACAUCAUGCUUCUGCAUCAAGGUAAAGCUGAUGAUCACAAUGGACCAAUGGACAUCCACCAGAUUGCCAAGAAGUUUAGACUAGAAGUUGCACAGGUGGAGCAGAUCUUGCAGUAUGUAUCACUGCCACCGGAGGAUAGCAACAAACAGAAAAGUUAUCAGUGAUCACAGGCUUUCACUUCUGCUUUGCUAACACGAUACUCUGUUGAAUAAGGAAGAGUUGAUACUGCAAUUUGAAAUUUUAUCAGCUGGGCAAUUAUGGUUUCAUGUCCUUCGUCGCAUAUCAAAUAUAACUAUUUCUUGACCAUAAGUGUCUCGGGAAAGGUUGUACAAUUAUCUGUUGUGCUCGGGGGUUAAGGAUGCUAUGACUAAGUUCACUUUGUUGGUACUUUCCAGCACUCGAGGCCAUUUUUGUUUAAAGAGUUGGGGGGAAAGUUUUUUUCCUUUUUAUUUGUUUCUUUGUGUGUAAUUCAACACGUGGCGUUUAACAUUGUUAGACUGCGAUAAUCUUUUACCUGCUAAACAUUCCAUGAAUUUCAAAUCUUCAGACAUUUUGGAA
Molecule: messenger RNA, 1144 nt
Organism: Hevea brasiliensis (rubber tree)
Lineage: Eukaryota; Viridiplantae; Streptophyta; Magnoliopsida; Malpighiales; Euphorbiaceae
Exons: 3
Coding region: 178-750 (190 amino acids)
Source: RefSeq, a predicted model, not a curated record